Messenger RNA from Sebastes umbrosus (honeycomb rockfish), 2967 nucleotides. RefSeq names its product frizzled class receptor 10 (gene fzd10). The transcript has a single exon. Gene Ontology annotation, cellular component: plasma membrane. Gene Ontology annotation, molecular function: Wnt-protein binding; Wnt receptor activity. NCBI's taxonomy places the organism in Eukaryota, Metazoa, Chordata, Actinopteri, Perciformes, Sebastidae. Gene Ontology annotation, biological process: non-canonical Wnt signaling pathway; canonical Wnt signaling pathway. The record is from RefSeq and is a predicted model, not a curated record. Bases 822 to 2576 code for a protein of 584 amino acids.
GGGAAGGAAGUUUUCCUGCGAGCCUUUUAGAAACCGCUGUAAUGAACAAGCUGUUCCGCACGAUUUGAAAAUAAUCCGCGUGUCAGUGUCAUCUUUCUUAUGCAAAGUAGGUGUCUUUGAAGGCGGAUCUUUUGGCAGGUUAGACCGGGACGGAGGCUCCGACCAGCUCAGACGAGCUGCUGACACCAAAACGCAUCAACUGCUUCCACGAGAAGGAUCCUGCAUUUACUGGGACUCAUUUAUCAUCACCGAGGAGAUUUAUUUCACUUCUUUUAGCGGACUGAUUCGUUGUUUUUCUGGUGCUUCUUGUGAGCAGCUGCAGAAAGGACUGAAAGGACAGAAAGGACUGGAGGGACAUUAUUUUUUCACUGUUUUCCACCAAGUUGUCUCGCAAGAUCGGAGGAAAAGUGGCAUGAAACGUGAGUCUUUUGGGAACACAUUUACCUUCUUUUCUCUCUUUACGCACAGCAGACUGAUCUGCACCGUGCGAGAGACUGAACAAGUAGCUCCACAAACACUUCAGCCACCAAACUGAGCGCCUGGAAGCAGCAGCAGCAGCAUGGACCUGAACGCACGCGUCUUCCAGCGAGAACACAUUGUGGGACCUCUGCGGGAUUUCUGUUCUCAUUAAACUCUGCAAACCUCCAGUAAAAUGAGGACACGGUGGUGUUGUUGCAGCAGAUAGUUCUGGAAGUUUUGUUUUUUUUCUCCCCACAUUGAUCUGAAACAUCAGCAGCCAGGUUUCAUCACUGACUUUUGUUUUUUUAAUGAAAGAAACUUGUGUGUUGUGGUGAACAUUUGGCCUUUUUCUUCAAAUCAAGAUGCGUUCAAGUGUUAAACUGAGCCUCAUCUGUGUGCUGCUGGUCCUGUGGAGCGGUGGGGUUUCAGCCAUCAGCUCAAUAGACUCUGACUGGUCAGGAGAGGGGAGAUGUCAGCACAUCAACAUCCCCCAGUGCAAAGACAUUGGCUACAACAUGACGCGCAUGCCAAACCUCAUGGGCCACGAUGACCAAAAAGAGGCAGCGAUAAAGCUGCAGGAGUUCGCCACGCUGAUACAGUUCGGCUGCCACAGCCAUCUCAAGUUCUUCCUGUGCUCGCUGUACGCCCCCAUGUGCACCGAGCAGGUGUCCAACCCCAUCCCGGCGUGCAGGGUGAUGUGCGAGCAGGUCAAGAUGAAAUGCUCUCCCAUCUUGGAGCAGUUCAACUUCCCCUGGCCCGACUCCCUGGACUGCUCCCGGCUGCCGACCAAAAACGACCCCAAUAACCUCUGCAUGGAGGCGCCCAACAAUGGCUCUGACGAGCCCCCCAAAGUCUCCCACACCCAGCCUCCGGAUUUCAGGCCGCAGCGGCCUCUGAGCGGUCAGGACCUGCACCUGAAGGAUACCGGCAGCAAGCAGACGUGCAGCAAUCCUGGCAAGUUCCACUUUGUGGAGAAGAGUGAGUCCUGCGCCCCCAAGUGCUACCCCAAAGUGGACGUGUACUGGAGUCAGGGAGACAAGCAGUUCUCCCUGGUGUGGAUCGCCAUCUGGUCCAUCCUCUGCUUUGUCUCCAGCGCCUUCACCGUGCUCACUUUCCUCAUCGACCCGCAGCGGUUCAAAUACCCCGAGAGGCCGAUCAUCUUCCUCUCCAUGUCCUACUGUGUUUACUCUGUGGGCUACCUCGUCAGGCUUUUUGUGGGAGCUGACAGAAUAGCCUGCGACAGAGACAAUGGGGUCCAGUAUGUUAUCCAGGAGGGCCUGGAGAGCACCGGCUGCACCAUUGUCUUCCUCAUCCUGUAUUAUUUUGGCAUGGCCAGCUCCCUCUGGUGGGUUAUCCUGACCCUCACAUGGUUCCUGGCCGCGGGGAAGAAGUGGGGUCACGAGGCCAUCGAGGCCAACAGCAGCUACUUCCACCUGGCGGCGUGGGCCAUCCCGGCCGUGAAGACCAUCAUGAUCCUGGUGAUGAGGAAGGUGGCGGGGGACGAGCUGACGGGCAUCUGCUACGUGGGCAGCAUGGACGUCAAAGCUCUCACGGGCUUCGUGCUCAUCCCUCUCUCCUGCUACCUCAUCAUCGGCACGUCGUUCCUGCUGUCCGGCUUCGUGGCCCUUUUCCACAUCCGCAAGAUCAUGAAGACGGAGGGCGAGAACACGGACAAGCUGGAGAAGCUGAUGGUCCGCAUCGGGGUCUUCUCCGUGCUCUACACCGUCCCGGCCACCUGCGUCAUCGCCUGCUACUUCUACGAGAGGCUCAACAUGGACUACUGGCGCAUUGUGGCACUGGAGCAGAAGUGCGUGGACAGCAGCGGCGGGCCGGAGUCGGACGAGUGCGUCAUGAAGGCUUCCAUCCCCGCCGUCGAGAUCUUCAUGGUGAAGAUCUUCAUGCUGCUGGUGGUGGGCAUCACCAGCGGCAUGUGGAUCUGGACGUCAAAGACUCUGCAGUCGUGGCAGAACGUGUUCAGCAGGAAGCUGAAGAAGAGGACGAGGAGGAAGGCCGCCAGCGUGUUCACCAGCAGCAGGCCUUACAUCAAACCUCACCCGUCUCUCAAAGGGCACAAUACGAAGUAUGAGCCGACACGGCCUCCUCCGACAUGUGUAUGAGCUGGCUCUCUUUAAAUACUUGUAAAGCCCUUACCUAAAUGAGACUUUGUAAUCAGAGGUUCAUGUUUUAUUUAUGCAAACUGCGUUGAAGAUAAUGCAACAUGGGUUUUUGUGUGUGUGUUGAGCCAUCUCAUGCAACAAGAGCUGCCUUUGUUUGAGAAAAAAAAACUCCUGGAUUCACUUAUCCUACUGAGGAACUUGGUAAAGAAAAAAAAUCUUAUUGUCCCAAGACAAAAAGAGUGGAAUAAACCAUUUGGAUGUGCCAUGGGGGUCACUUGAAUAAUGUGCAAUAGAUGUUUUCCUUACAGGCAAAAAAAAAAAAAGACACUUGUACUGUUACUGACAGAUUACAGACAAUGAAAGGACCCCACAGACAAUGGAGGCAAAUGGU